AGAGCGUUCUCGCGCCAUUUUCAAUUUGACAUUGACAUGUGCAUACGUCUAUGAUAUGGAGCGAUUGAUUUUUUUUUAAUUGUAUAUUACGCAAAUAAAAAUUAUAAUGGAGUACUGUGAUUAUAGUCUUGUCAAAAACGGAACUGUUUUUAAGGAGAAUAUAAAAAAGGACGGAACCAGAGCAUUUUUUCGACAGCUAUUAAUCUCAAGCACUGUUUGGUCGGUUUACUUCUGCAUGGGACUCUGCAUCGGAGCUCCGACGGUCUUCAUACCGCAGCUGGGGAAGGAAGCUAAUUCCACUGACGCCGUCACCUCGGAAAUGGCGUCGUGGCUGUCUUCGGUAUUCGGCUACAGCGCUCUGCCCUGGGUAUUGAUACUUUGCUGGCUUCUCAACGCGAUCGGACGGAAACGGACCUCUAUUAUAAUGUCGCUAUCCACUGUGGCAAUGUUCGUCGUCUUCUAUUUUAGUAAAACCGCCAACGAUUUACUUAUCACCGAAAUACUGACGGGCCUGACGCACGCCAGCACGAUGACCGUCACAGUUGUUGCCAUAGGUGAAUAUUCUUCGCCUAAAUUCAGAGGGAUAUUCCUCACUCUAAAAUCGGCGUCGUUACUCUGGGGAAUUUGGACGUCGAACGCGAUCGGAACGUUCUUUCACUGGAGGUACAUACCUCUGAUGGGAAUCUUGUGUUCCCUGCAUACAUUAACUGUGUUUUACUGGUGCGAAUCGCCAUAUUGGUUGGCGUGCAAAGGUAGAUUCGACGAAUGCCGAAAAACGCACAGGUGGCUCAAAGGUAACGGUAGAGCUUCGGAGCGCGAGUUAAAAAAAUUGAUCGAUUCCUUAAAACGAACACAAAGCAAAGAGAUCGAAUUAAAAAGUUUACUGUCAAAAGAGUUUUAUAUUCCAUUAUUGUUGUCUAUUUUAGUCGUAACGCAAUAUCAUUUUUCCGGGAAAUUAGUAUGCAGUAUUUACGUUAUAGAAAUCUUAAAAAGGAUUACUAAUGAUGAAGCCACAGCGUACUAUGGGAUGUUAAUUCUCGACGGCGUAACCGUCAUCAGCACUUACAUCGGCUGUAUCUUAUGUAGGAUUUUAAAGCGCAGGACUCUGCUACUUACGUCUAGCACCAUAGGGAUUACAUUUCUAUACAUACUAGCUUUGUACUUGUGGCUUAUCAGAAUUGAAGUCGUGACGGAAAUCAAGAUGGCUUCGGUCUUGUUUCUCGCGGCUUUUUCGACCUCCAUUAGCUGCGGGCCGAUGAUCAUGGCGACGUCUUUGUACGGUGAAUUAAUACCGUUGAGAUUUAAAAGCGUUUCGAUAAUAUUAAUUGCAUUUACAUUCUUCGGUUUUCACAGUACGCUGUUGAAGUUAGCUCCCGCCAUUUUUGCUAAUUUCGGCUUGGAUGGAAUGUUUCUAUUUUACGCUUCAACAUCAACAUUAAUCGCCAUUUUGAUUUACAAAUAUCUACCGGAGACCAAAGAUAAAACUUUACAAGAAAUCGAAGAUUAUUUUAAGGAUUCGACAAAUAAUUCUGAUGUUACGAAUCUAGUUCGCGAUAAAAUUGUCAGUUGAUAAUGAAUUACUUAUAUUAGUUACCUUAGAACUUUUUACUGGUGGUAGGACCUCUGGUGAGUCCGCACGGGUAGGUCCACCGUCCCGCCUAUUUCUGUCGUGAAGCAGUAAUGCGUUACGGCUUGAAGGGUGGGGCAGCCGUUGUAACUAUACUGAGACCUUAGAGCUUAUAUCUCAAGGUGGGUGGCGCAUUUACGUUGUAAAUCUCUAUGGGCUCCAGUAACCACUUAACACCAGGUGGGCUGUGAGUUUGUCCACCCAUCUAAGCAGUAAAAAAUAAAAAAGUUGAACUACAUAUUUUUGGUAAUGCCGAUUUUGAAGAGUCUUGUGUGUAUGAAAACGCUUCACGUGUGGUCCCAUUUAAGUUCUACCAGGAUCCAACUAUUCGCUUCGGAGUUAUCCUUAACACGUUGAAUGCCAUAAAAUCGUACAUAUUUUCAUUCAGGCCAUCGUGUUCACCGAAGAGCCUUUUAAAAUAUCCAAACUAAAGACGGUUUAAAGUCUCUAAUUUUUAUCUACCGUUCAAAUUAUGGCAUCUAUAUAUUAAUACGUGAAGCAAAAAUUUUGUAUCCCUUUUUACGAAAAUUGCGCGGACAGAGGAGUAUAAAAUUUUCCACACUUAUAGAGAAUAUAGAGAAGAAGUGCACAAUGCUAAUAUUUUUUUAAAUAAUGCAUAAAAGAUACAUUAUAUCAAUAAAGAAAAACUUACACACACUACAUACCAUGUAUUUGACGCACACACGCAUGCAUACUAUUUACUGUCAAACUUUUGUUCUUGGCGUCUGUUGUCAAAUUGAGAAUAGAUUAAAUAUUGUUUGCCUUUGUUAAUAUUUUUUAUAGUGUAGUCUUGGCGAAAUUUGUGAUUAAAGAAGUAUAAAAUACAAUCAUAAUAGUGUACAAACUUACAAUUCCAAUUAAUUAUAGUCGAAUUUCGACUACUGCGGGACCUCUAGUUUUAUUAAUUUUAGAAUAAAAAUAUCGAGUUGAUAAUUAUAAUUACUGAUUCCCUGAUUCUGGCUUGACCCGAAUAUGGUGCGCUAGGACCAACGGUGGGUCAUAAAGCGUACAACGUGUUAGUAAUGCAUACACAUCACUACACAGGGUCACUACACAAGGGGGUCGCGGGAUUGAAUCACGCCAAGAGAAGAUAUUUGUAUGAUAAAUAUAAGAUGUCUUCUCCAGGGUUAUAGAUGUAUAUUAAAUAUAUGUAUGUGUAUAAUAAAAAUCUUUCAUUUAUUUCCGUUAUCUGGUACCUGUAACACAAGCUCUUUACGAACUUAGCACAGGACCAGUUAACGUGGCGUGAUUGUUAGUAAAUAUUUAUAUAUUAUUAUAGGUAUAUAUUAUAUUAUACAUCGCGGCCUGCUGAGAAGAUCCGGCGAGAAACUCAGUAGGCUGAGUAAUGGUAAUGGAUGUUAGGGUGCAUGUCGAACUCUUUGUCGAGUUCGAUGAGUACGGUUACCGGGGUCCCUAAGCCUGCUCCUAGUGUUAGAGCUGAACGCGUCUAACGCAAGGGUCACAAGAUCUGAUGGAUGCACGUAGAGAAAUCCCUUACAUAGUCCGUUCCAUGUCUCGUUGCGUGACUUGAAUUUUGCUCUAAUUAACAACGUGUUUGUUGGUAAGUGUUUAAAAAAAAUUAACCCGCUGAAAAUAGCAAUUGUUUAUUAAAUUUAUACAUAACACGUAAAACCGGUCUGGUAUAUUUAAAAUUGCUUCGUGUAUUAUUAUUUUUUUAAUUAAUGUUACACGAAAAUCUUGUUCUGAUAAUUUUAUUAUGAGAACAACUGAAAUUAAGUUGACAGUGUCGAUUGAGAGAUUCUCGACCCCCCGUCAAACACGUGGACUAUGUUCCUAUUAAAAAUACGAACAUUUAACUCUACAUAUAUGAACAUUAAAUGACAGCACUUAUGGAUGAUUGUUUUCUUUUCCUACCUAUGCUGAUAGCCUUGAGAGGCUAUUUCAGCUUCUCCUUGAUGUGUAGGUGAGCUCACGGGGCUCAAACCGGAGUGUUGCUAACACUGGCCCAAGCAAGAGCCGUGCUUCGCAGAAUCUACCAUCGGAUCGGAAUCGCGACCCGCUGCGAAGAUCCGGCGAGAAACUCAGUGGGCUGUGUCUAUGGGUUAAUUCGUCGACCGGUGCUUGUGGUACCUAAAAGCACCGUUAAUGGAUCGGGAGGAUCCGUAAUGACGUGUUCGGAGCCUAUAUGUAAGCUUAUCUUGAUAAUGUCGUAAGCGAGAUUCAAGCAUGUGUCAAAUAUCUUGUGUACAGUGAUGGCUACCCGCCACAUUAAUCUAUUAUAGUUACCGCCUUAAUGUAAGUUGUCAAUAAAUUUAAUAUGAUCAUU
This is a messenger RNA of Bombyx mori (domestic silkworm), 3914 nucleotides long. RefSeq lists its product as uncharacterized. The record is from RefSeq and is a predicted model, not a curated record. Gene Ontology annotation, molecular function: transmembrane transporter activity. NCBI's taxonomy places the organism in Eukaryota, Metazoa, Arthropoda, Insecta, Lepidoptera, Bombycidae. Gene Ontology annotation, biological process: transmembrane transport. The transcript has 4 exons. Gene Ontology annotation, cellular component: membrane. The coding region runs from base 107 to 1570 and encodes 487 amino acids.